Molecule: messenger RNA, 3219 nt
Organism: Nymphaea colorata (pocket water lily)
Lineage: Eukaryota; Viridiplantae; Streptophyta; Magnoliopsida; Nymphaeales; Nymphaeaceae
Product: DNA (cytosine-5)-methyltransferase CMT3-like
Exons: 21
Coding region: 143-2764 (873 amino acids)
Cellular component (GO): nucleus
Molecular function (GO): methyltransferase activity; chromatin binding
Source: RefSeq, a predicted model, not a curated record
GACUCUUUGCCUUCCCAAACGCUUUCCUUCUGCUUCCGCUUUUCCUGCCACUCAUCCCUUUCGGCAGCCUACGGCGUUCAUCUUCCCAUUCCAUUUUUCCGGCGGCCGAAUCCCGCAGCUAUCUCCGGCUAGGCAGUAGAAGAUGCCGCGUAAGGUCUGCACCCGCAACCCCCACUCCGCAGCUGCUGCUGAGAAGAGCGGCUUCGAUUCCUCGGCACGAAAGCGAGGCCGAGAUGCCAAGGAGGAGCCUGCGUCGACGGAAGAUGAGGAAUGUUUGGAGACUCUGUUCGUUGACUCGGAGGAGGAGGAGGAGGCGAUGCCUCUGGCUAAAAUGAUGAGGGUGGGGGAGAAGGGGAAGACCUCCGGGAAGAAGCAGAAUAGGAAGCCUGCGUCUUCUGGUAUCUACUUCACGGGAGAGCCGAUUUUGGAGGAGGAGGCGUAUCGGAGGUGGCCUCACAGGUACCCUGCCAAGAGAUCGGGAGGGAAGGAUCGGAAACUGAAGCAGGAAAGUGAGGGGGGCGAGCCCGUUAUCUACGCGAGGCGUCAUUUUUCUCAAUGUGAGAUUGAUGGAGUUGUUUUCAAUCUAUAUGAUGACGCUUUCGUAAAGGGAGAUGAUAACGGGCCCGAUUUCAUUGGCAGAAUUGUUGAAUUCUUCGAGGGACCGGAUGGGGAAAGAUAUUUUAAUGCCCAAUGGUUUUAUAGAUCCGAGGAUACUGUAAUAAAGGAUCACGCGAACCUUAUUGAUAAGAAGAGAAUUUUCUUAUCCGAAAUCAAAGAUGAUAAUUUGCUGGAAUGCAUCGUCUCCAAAGUCAAGAUUGUGCAAGUAUGCCCAAAUGUUGAUUUACUUGCAAAAGAGAGGAAAAUUCCUGCUUGUGACUUUUAUUAUGAUAUGUCUUAUUCUCCGGUGUAUUCUACGUUCUCUAAAAUUCUACCUGAAAGUUCGGAUUCGAGCAGCGGCUCAUCUUCAACUUUAUCUUCUGAAACCAAGUCAGAUUCUGAAGAACCGUCGGUCGAUUCUAAGAUGGAGAAACCUGUGCUGUCUUUAUUAGACUUGUAUGCUGGCUGCGGUGGAAUGUCCACUGGACUUUGUCUGGGAGGUAGACUGUCUGGUGUGAACCUCGUUACGAGAUGGGCCCUGGAUAUCAAUGAAUAUGCUUGCCAGAGUCUUCAACUUAAUCAUCCUGAGACACAGGUAAGAAACGAAUCUGCAGAGGAUUUCUUGGCAUUGAUUAAAGAAUGGGAGAAGCUUUGCAAGCGAUAUCAUUUAUUGGGUACUAUAAAGACCCAGUCUGAAAACUUGGUCGUGGACGACAAUGAUGAUCCUGAAGAUGAAGAUGAAAAACUUGCAAGUGGUGAGUAUGAGGUCGCAAAGAUUGUAGGUGUCUGCUAUGGUGAUCCUAGUGAAUGUGGAAAACGUGGACUCAAGUUUAAGGUACGCUGGAAAGGUUAUGGACCGAGUGAUGAUACCUGGGAACCGAUUGAAGGGCUAAGCAAGUGCCAAGAACGGAUAAAAGAGUUUGUGACGAAAGGCUAUAAGAUGAAUAUUUUGCCUCUACCUGGUGAUGUUGAUGUAAUUUGUGGAGGACCACCUUGUCAAGGAAUUAGUGGGUUCAAUCGGUUUAGAAAUGCACAAGCACCAUUGGAUGAUCCCAAAAAUCAUCAAAUGGUUGUCUUCAUGGAUAUUGUUGACUACUUGAAGCCAAAAUACGUUUUAAUGGAGAAUGUCGUGGAUAUUUUAAAGUUUGCUCGUGGUUUUCUUGGAAGAUAUGCAUUGGCGCGGUUGAUUCAUAUGAAUUAUCAAGCAAGACUUGGCAUGAUGGCUGCAGGAUGCUAUGGACUUCCUCAAUUUCGUAUGCGUGUUUUCUUGUGGGGGGCUCAUCCAAACGAGAAACUGCCUCCAUAUCCUCUGCCAACUCAUGAUGUGGUCGUUAGGGGUGGCGUUCCUAAUGAAUUUGAGCAAAAUGUUGUGGCGUACGAUGAAAAUCAACCCCGGAAAUUAGAGCGAGCACUGCUUCUUGGAGACGCCAUUUCUGACUUGCCUGCGGUCUCUAACGAUGAAAUGCGUGAUGAAAUGCCAUACGGAAAAACAGCAAAAACAGAAUUCCAGAGAUACAUCAGGACAAGCCGGCAGGACAUGACCGGAGCGACAGCAACUGGCAAGAAUAUGCCAACAAAAGGAAUGUUGUUUGACCAUCAGCCUCUUAAACUGAACAUGGAUGAUUAUCUACGAGUUAAGGAAAUUCCCAAGAAAAAGGGAGCAAACUUCAGAGACCUUCCUGGUGUAAUGGUUGGUGCAGAUAACAUUGUUCAGUGGGACCCUAGUGUUGAAAGAGUUCUCUUGCCAUCUGGGAAACCGCUGGUGCCAGAUUAUGCCAUGUCCUUUGUAAAAGGACGAUCGACGAAACCAUUUGGUCGACUAUGGUGGGAUGAAACAGUUCCGACAGUCGUGACAAGAGCAGAACCACAUAACCAGGUCAUCUUGCAUCCUGAGCAAGACAGAGUAUUGACGAUAAGGGAAAAUGCACGACUGCAAGGAUUUCCCGAUUACUACAAGCUUUGUGGGCCAAUCAAGGAAAGGUAUAUCCAAGUGGGAAAUGCUGUUGCUGUGCCGGUUGCUAGAGCGUUAGGAUAUGCUUUGGGAAUGUCUUAUCAAAAGAUUACUAGCAACCAACCUGUUAUGGUUCUCCCUCCCAAGUUCCCUCAAUCCUUGCAUAAAGUACCUUCUGCAACAAUUGAAAUUGAGCAGUUAGAGAAAAGUUGUUGAUCGUGACAAGCUGGUGCCGCGAUUCUGCAGAUGGUGCGUAAUCUCUAAUUUAACCUGUAUAAUUGAUCUUAUAAAAGUAGUAUAUCUUGUUUUUUCUUUUUUCUCUUCUAAAUAUCUAUUUUCUUGCUGAGGUUGAACAAUUUCAUGUCUUCGAUCAUGAAGCGAGAAUAUCAUAUCCAUGUAUUGGUGAAGUUGAAAAAGCACCAAUGUCGAAAGACAUACCUUAGCUGGAAUGCAGAAUUUGUUCCUAAUGAUCACUUCUUAACCUCUUCAAUGAAGUAGCUGGCUUCGCAACUUGUUCUCAUCUGUCAUAUUAUUUUUGAAUUCUAGAAUAAUUUUCACCGGAAGUUUUUUGUACAGUUGCACUUAUUAGAACGAAAAAUUGCUUCGUGAGUUGCGCGCCGUUGUGAAUUGCUUGUUGUUGCUUAAAUAAAUGUACGUUUCAUUUUUGUGCA